Molecule: messenger RNA, 3415 nt
Organism: Sesamum indicum (sesame)
Lineage: Eukaryota; Viridiplantae; Streptophyta; Magnoliopsida; Lamiales; Pedaliaceae
Gene: TGH
Product: SWAP (Suppressor-of-White-APricot)/surp domain-containing protein
Biological process (GO): mRNA processing
Cellular component (GO): nucleus
Molecular function (GO): RNA binding
Source: RefSeq, a predicted model, not a curated record
CUUCGCACACCCGGUUUAGGAAAAGGCCUUAACCGGCCUCGCAGCAAGUUGAUCCUGCCACACCCUCUUUCUUCUUCCGGCUCAACAGGAACAGACUGCAAAGUUCUAAUGCUUCGUAUUGCCCUUCGACCACCUCUAUCAUUUUCUCGCUAAAUUCACCAAGAAAAGGGAAGUAAUGUCGAGCGACGAUGAGGAUUUCGUAUUCUACGGAACGCCCAUAGAACGAGAAGAAGAAAUCACCACCCGCAAGAAGAAGGCAAUAGCGGAGGCCUCUGGUCAGCUCAGAACUGCUCUUCCCCCAUGGAAACAAGAGGUUACAGAUGAAGAAGGGAGGAGGAGGUUUCAUGGAGCAUUUACUGGUGGCUUUUCUGCUGGUUACUAUAACACUGUUGGCUCCAAAGAAGGAUGGACUCCACAAUCAUUUACAUCAUCACGGAAGAAUAGGGCUGAAGUUAAAAAACAGAGCAUUUACAGCUUCUUGGAUGAGGAUGAGAAAGCUGAAUUGGAAGGUCGUUCCUUGGGAACAUCCAUGCAAUUUGAUACAUUUGGAUUCACCGCAGCUGAGCUUGCCCGUAAACAAGCUGAGAAGGAACAACAACAGAGGCCGUCAACUAUUCCUGGACCUGUUCCAGAUGAACUAAUAGUUCCAGCGACAGAAUCUAUAGGCGUCAAAUUGUUGUUGAAGAUGGGAUGGAGACAGGGUCGAUCCAUAAAGGAUUCAAAUAGGAACUCACUUUACGAUGCUCGCAGAGAAGCUAGAAAAGCUUUUCUGGCACUUUCGGACAAUAUGAGUUCACAGAUCGACGAUUCAAAGCUGGAAGAAGAGGAUGCUGGCAACGAUCAAGAUCUUCCAAUUGGCAGCAAUGCUAAUCGGUUCUCUAAAACCACACCGGCAUAUGUACUCAACCCAAAGCAAGACUUGUAUGGCUUAGGCUACGAUCCUUUUAAGCAUGCUCCGGAGUUUAGGGAAAAGAAAAGACUGAGAAUGUCUGGGGAUAAGGAGAUGAAGCCUUACAGGUCUCUCUCCAUAAAAGGAAAAAUUGGUCCUGGUUUUGGUAUUGGUGCUCUUGAAGAUUUAGAUGCAGAAGAUGAAGAUGUAUAUGCAUCGGGUUAUGAUUUUCAAGAUACUUAUGUUCAAGAAAUAGAAGAACCUUCAAGAGUGAAUGUGGAUACUUUGCGGAUAUUAGAUAAAAAGAAAGACGGUGUUCUGUCUGGUUUUAAAGUUGCAACAAAUUCUGAAAGCCAACUGGAGAGAUUUGAUUCUCCUGUAAUUCCAAAGGACUUUGUUCCCCAUCACAAGUUUCUUGCUCCUCUCGGCAAUGAUGGGAAGAAUGCUGAAAUCCCUCCCCCUGAGGUCCCUGCUCCAGAAGAUAACAAUCUGAAGGUCUUGAUCGAAGGGGUGGCAACUUUAGUGGCUCGCUGUGGCAAAUUGUUUGAGGAUCUCUCCAGGGAGAAGAAUCAGUCAAACCCAUUAUUUGCCUUCCUUAGUGGAGGAAAUGGUUCUGAUUAUUAUGUAAGGAAACUCUGGGAAGAGCGCCAGAAGCGUGGUGAACAAACCAAAUUGUGGGAAGGGAAAAAGCCUCAGAAUUCAGAACAGCUGACUGCUGAAAGACGUGGGAAAAUUUUAGGAGAAAAAGCUCUGGAGAAGAGCUCAAGAGAUUCUAGCUCUUUGGUUGAAUCUGCUGCUUCUGUUAAUAUCCAAUUUAAACUUUCAGACACCUUCACCAAACCUGCAUCUAUUAAUGACCAGCCGGAUAUUAGAAAACCUUUCCUUGAUGACCCCGAAAAGCAAAAGAGAUUCGAACAGUUCUUGAAGGAGAAGUAUGAAGGAGGUCUUCGAACGAAAGAUUCUGGUGGCUCCAGUAACAUGUCUGAAGCUGCUCGUGCUCGUGAAAGAUUAGAAUUUGAAGCUGCAGCAGUGGCCAUAGAAAAAGGCAAUUCAGGUAAAGAAAGCAAGGCUACCAGCCAGUUGCUUGCAGAUUUGACAGGUGCUGCAGGAUUACAGUUUAUUACCAGUGGAAUAGAGAAAGAUAAAGUUCAACAGGAUGAGGAAUUGAUAACUAAGGCAAUGUAUCCGAAACGGGAAGAGUUUCAAUGGCGACCUGCACCUAUUUUAUGCAAGCGUUUUGAUUUAAUUGAUCCUUACAUGGGCAAGCCACCUCCUGCUCCACGUGCGAGGAGCAAAAUGGACUCUCUAAUUUUUAUGCCAGAUUCCAUCAAAACUGCAAAUGUGGAAGAACAUAUUAGCACAGAGCACCCCUCGUCUUCAGUUCCUCAAGUGCACAAUGGGAAGCAAGGCGGAGAAAUUACCGACAAGGAAGUUGCGAGUGAGGUGGAAGUCGAAAAUGUUGAGAGGCCUGUCGAUCUGUACAAAGCCAUUUUUUCAGAUGAUUCAGAUGAUGAAGAGGAAAAUACUACUUCUGAUCAGGUUGAGGAUACCCAAAAGAAGAUUGAAGUUGCAAACACGACCCUAAAUCGUCUAAUAGCCGGAGACUUUUUAGAAUCAUUGGGAAAAGAACUAGGUUUGAUGGUUCCCCCAGAGACGCCAAUAUCAGAAAUUAAAGCUGGUGGAAGAGGUCCUCAGAAGGAAGCUGUUAAUGUUGACAAAGGAAAUGGUGAUCCUCUGCCGUCUGAAAAGAAAAGGUCAGAUUCUCAAUACAUUGUGGGAAGUUCAACAAAUGGAGAAAGAACAGAAAUGAAACCAGAUAAUCUACAUAAGAGCACUGAUGUGUUUUUAAGCGCUGUCACACGUAUAGAUGGUGGUCAAACUGCAGAUAGAGUUUCAGUGGGAGACAGUAGUAAAGGUAGAUUUCCAAAUGCUCCCGGGGAAGAGAGGGAUCUGAAUACUCACAGAACUCUGAAUCGCAGUCAGAGUAGCAGUUCUUCAGAAGAUGAAAGGAGCAGAAAACGCGCGAGCCGUCACAGGCAUAAACACCGCAGGAGCAGCACUCCAGAUAGUGAUGCAUCCAGUGACUCAGAUGAUUAUCGAGAUCGACACCAUUCGAAGUCCAGAAGAAAAGAAAAGGGAUCGUCUCGGGAAAAGAGUAGCAGCAGAAGGCAUUCAAAGCACCACAAACACAGACGAAAGGAUUCUCCCAGUCGAUCACAUCGUAGCUCUGGAACAGAUCAUGAAAAUCGCAGAAGAAAGAAGAGUAAAUAUGAAGAUUGAGGAGGAAAUACCGGGAUGCUAAAAGCUGGAUUGUCCGGGUUUCUCUAGUUUCCGGGUCGGAUCUACUGUAAACGAUGCUCGAAUUUAGAUGAUAUUACAGCUAUACUUCUAUUCCCUCUGUGUUUUUCAGUCAGGCCCAAAAAUACCUGUUAAUACCUGUAUCUUAUGGCUUCAAAUGCUGUUACUGGAGAAAACAUUUGAAUUUGGUGGAAUGCUGAAUAAGGAUUGAAUGCCUUUCAGUUGCAA